Messenger RNA from Chenopodium quinoa (quinoa), 3434 nucleotides. RefSeq names its product linoleate 13S-lipoxygenase 3-1, chloroplastic-like. The transcript has 8 exons. The record is from RefSeq and is a predicted model, not a curated record. NCBI's taxonomy places the organism in Eukaryota, Viridiplantae, Streptophyta, Magnoliopsida, Caryophyllales, Amaranthaceae. Gene Ontology annotation, biological process: lipid oxidation. Gene Ontology annotation, molecular function: protein binding; metal ion binding; oxidoreductase activity, acting on single donors with incorporation of molecular oxygen, incorporation of two atoms of oxygen. Bases 434 to 3181 code for a protein of 915 amino acids.
AUAAAAUUUUGUGAUAAAAAAUGACACAGUUAAUCUAAAACUUCAUUUAAAAAAAAUUGAUGCAAUCAAAAAGAAAAGAGAGGAAUUAGGAGUAAUUGAUUUACUUUACUAUACUCAUACUAAUAAUUUAGUGGUAACCCCCAACCGUUAAUUGUCCCCAAUGACAUCACAUCAAAUUUACCAACUUAUUUCAAUUUUUCAUUCAAAACAUAAUUUUCAUACACUACCCUUGCAAAACCAAACGUGUUGACUAGACCUUUCUUCUCAUUGACUAUAAAUUUAUUUCACCCCUUUUUUCUUUCUUUCUCUCUCCAAUAUAAACACUCCCACCAUCUCCACUUCAUCAUCCCCCAUUCUUUCCUAAGAUCACCUCAUCAAAAAUCCUCCCACCCAAAAAAAAAUAAAAAAAAAAUCAAAUCAAAUCUUUCAAAAAAUGGCAGGAACAAAAGAAAUAUUAUGUUCAUCAAUUAUUGAAAAAUCCCCAUAUAUUUCUUCCACAAAAUUAACCCAAAAACUCAACAAUAAUAAAAGAUGCUCUGUUUCUGGUAAAAAUUUCAGGGGAAGAAGAUUAUCUGUAACACCAGUUGCUGCAAUUAGUGAAGAUUAUUACUUGAUCAAAAAAUCUAAGCCGUCUGAUCUGGGUUUCAAUAAUCGUGAUGAUUCUGGUGAUGCUAAGAUCAAGGUUAGAGCUGUUAUUACUGUUCGCAACAAGAUUAAGGAAGAUUUGAAGGAAGCUCUUGUUAAACAUUUUGAUAAUUUUUCUGAUAUGAUUGGCAGAAAUGUUGUUCUUCAGAUUGUUAGCACUGAUAUCGAUCCAAGAGCAAGAGGACCAAAGAAAAGUGGGGAGGCAGUGUUGAAAGAUUGGUCAAAGAAAUCAAAAUUGAAGGCUGAAAGAGUAAAUUAUUUGGCUGAAUUUGUGGUGGACUCAAAUUUUGGUUUACCAGGAGCAAUUUUAAUUACCAACAAUCAUCAACAAGAGUUUUUCUUAGAGAGUAUUACUAUUGAAGGUUUUGCAAGUGGCCCUGUUCAUUUCCCCUGCAAUUCUUGGGUUCAAUCUUUCAAAGAUAUUCAAACCAAGAGGAUCUUUUUCCAUAAUAAGCCUUAUUUACCACAUGAGACACCAGCAGGACUCAGAGCUCUAAGGGAGAAGGAACUGAAAGAAUUAAGGGGUAAUGGCAAAGGAGAAAGAAAAAUGUCAGACAGGAUUUAUGACUAUGAUAUAUAUAAUGACUUGGGGAACCCAGAUAAAGGAGGUGAAUUUGCCCGCCCAAUACUUGGUGGCGAAAAGAUUCCAUACCCUAGACGGUGUCGUACUGGCAGACCUCCUAUGGAAACUGAUAUAAAAUAUGAGAGCCGUGUGGAGAAGCCAUUACCAAUAUAUGUUCCUAGGGACGAACAAUUCGAGGAAUCAAAGGCAGGAACAUUCUCUUUCUGCAGGCUUAAAGCAGUUCUUCACAACUUGCUACCAUCUCUGACGACCAACAUCUCUUCAAAGCACGAUUUCACUGGGUUCAAGCACCUUGACAGCCUCUUCAGCGAAGGCUUGCUUCUUAAUAACCUUGGUUUGCAUGAUGAACUUGUUAAGAAAUUGCCCCAAGUUGUUCACAAAAUCCAGGCCACGAGCCAGGGCUUAAUUAAGUUCGACACCCCAAGCAUAGUAUCUAAGGAUAAAUUGGCCUGGAUGCGAGAUGAUGAAUUUGCUCGACAAUUUUUAGCUGGUGUCAACCCUGCUAGUAUCCGGAGGAUGCAGUCCUUUCCACCAGUUAGUAAUCUUGACCCAGAAACUUAUGGUCCUGUAGAAUCUGCCCUGACAGAAGAGCACAUUGUCGGUUACUUAGAUGGAAUGUCAGUGCAAGAGGCUUUGGAUGGAAACAGAUUGUUUAUCGUGGACUACCAUGACACGUACUUGCCAUUUCUGGAGCGACUGAAUGCUCUGGAUGGCCGGAAAGCUUAUGCUACUAGAACUGUGUUCUUCUUGACCUCACUUGGAACUCUUAAGCCAAUUGCUAUUGAACUAAGUUCGCCACCAUCUGGACCUAAUUCAAAGUCGAAAAGGGUGGUGAGUCCUCCCGAGGAUGCCACCAGUAACUGGAUUUGGCAGCUUGCCAAGGCUCAUGUAUGUUCCAAUGAUGCAGGCGUACACCAACUCGUUCAUCACUGGCUGCGAACACAUGCAUCACUGGAACCAUUCAUCAUAUCAGCCCACAGGCAAUUGAGCUGUAUGCAUCCUAUUUACAAGCUCUUGGAGCCUCAUAUGAGAUACACAUUGCAUAUUAAUGCUCUAGCUAGGCAAAGCUUGAUCAACGGGGAUGGUGUUAUCGAGUCUUCUUUCUCCCCUGGGCGCUAUAGCAUGGAGAUGAGUGCAGCUGCCUAUCAGAAUUGGCGCUUUGAUUUGGAAGGCCUCCCUUUUGAACUUGUCCGAAGAGGAAUUGCAGUACCAGACAGCACACAGCCCCACGGACUGAGGCUUCUAAUCAAGGACUAUCCGUAUGCUGCUGAUGGGUUACUAAUUUGGGAUGCCAUUGAAAACUGGGUUCGAGAUUAUGUGUGCCAUUACUACAAGGAUCCAAGCCUAGUGGCUGAUGAUAGGGAGCUUCAGGCUUGGUAUUAUGAGGCUGUCAAUGUCGGUCAUGCUGAUGUGAGUGAUGCAAGCUGGUGGCCAGAGUUGAACAAUACAGAUGACCUUGUGAGAAUCAUCACGACGUUGGUGUGGUUAGGCUCAGCCCAGCAUGCUGCUCUGAACUUCGGGCAGUACCCUUAUGGAGGGUACAUCCCAAACCGGCCUGUUCUGAUGCGUCGUUUGAUCCCUGAUGAGAAUGAUCCUGAGUAUGCAAGCUUUAUAUCAGACCCCCAGAGAUUCUACCUCUCUGCACUUCCCAGUGUCCUACAGACAAGCAAGUUUAUCGCUGUGAUUGACACCCUUUCCACCCACUCCCCUGACGAGGAGUACCUUGGGGAGCGAGCACAGCCCUCAACAUGGACAGGGGACCCUGUGAUUGUUGAAAAGUUCUUCGAGUUCUCUUCAGAGAUGCGAAGGAUUGAGAAAGAGAUUGAUAGGAGGAACGCGGAUCCUAGCCUUAGGAACAGGUGUGGUGCUGGGGUAAUCCCUUACGAGCUUAUGGCUCCUAGCUCGGAGCCAGGGGUUACUUGUAGGGGGGUGCCCAAUAGCAUAACUAUCUAAGGACUAAAUAAAUUAGGGUUAGUAAUCACUCCGUACUCGGACUUCAACCCAAAUAAGUAGUGGGGAUGUAGUUCUAAGUGUAUUUAGUGAGUAAGCCAACUACGGAGUAUUUGUAAUAUGCUAGUGGGCUUAGAUUAGAGGAGAUUUAUGGAGUAGAUAAGUAUGAUUUGUAUAAAACUAAAUAACUAGACAAAAACUUUUGUAUGCCCCCGGUUUACAAUAAUUUUAUUGUACAUCGAACAUUUUGCGAAAA